UGAAGGUUCCAGGAGGGUCACAGAGCCAGGGCUGGUUUUCAGUCUGUCUGAUCAAGGUGCCAACACGUGUCCUAUCAAUGGCAAUUUCCUUGAUCCUGUGAAACCUGUCAAGCUGGACGCCACAGCUAUCAGUGAAAAGACCUCGGCUGACACUCUGUCUGCCUCAGAGACACUUGAUUGCCCAUUUCUAGCCUGCACAACAGGCUCCGAUGAGGUGCAGUACGUGAGUGAGGCAGUUUGCCCAGAAGAUGCUUCCAGCAGUGAUGCACAUAGGGAUGCCUGCACCAUUACUGAUGUGUGCAACAGUACUGACCUUCCAGAAGUUGAAAUCAUCAGUCUACUGGAAGAGCAACUGCCUCAUUACAAGCUAAGAGCCGAUACAAUUUAUGGUUAUGACCACGACGACUGGCUUCACACCCCUCUUAUUUCUCCAGAUGUUAAUCUCGAUCUCACCCAUGAACAAAUAGAAGAGACACUAAAAUACAUGCUUCUAUGUGCUGAAAGAGUGGGCCAGAUGACUAAAACGUACAAUGAUAUAGAUGCUGUCACUCGUCUGCUAGAAGAGAAAGAGCGUGAUUUAGAGUUAGCUGCACGGAUUGGUCAGUCUUUGCUAAAGAAGAACAGGACGCUAACUGAAAGGAAUGAACACCUUGAGGAGCAAGUGGAACAUGCGAGGGAGGAGGUUUCUCAACUCCGUCAUGAGCUGUCUAUGAAAGAUGAGUUACUACAAUUCUACACCAAUGCGGCAGAAGAAAGUGAGAGUGACUCCACUUCCUCCACACCGUUGAGACGGAUUGAGUCUACCUCAUCUGUACAGAAUUAUUUUCAUUUGGACUCUCUUCAAAGGAAGCUGAAGGAUCUGGAAGAAGAAAAUGUUGUUUUAAGAACAGAGACUUGUCAUCUGCAGACUGAGACCAUUUCAUACGAAGAGAAGGAGCAGCAACUUGUCAAUGACUGUGUGAAGGAGCUAAGGGAUGCAAAUCUACAACUCGUCAAUCUCGCAGAGGAACUGGCAAAGAAGACUGAAGACUCAGCGCGACAACAAGAGGAAAUUACUCAUCUUCUAUCACAAAUAGUCGACUUGCAGAAAAAGUCAAAAGCUUAUGCGGUAGAAAAUGAGGAACUCACUCAACAUCUGAGUGCAGCUAAAGAUGCCCAACGGCAGCUCACAGCUGAGUUGCGAGAGCUGGAGGACAAAUAUGCAGAGUGUAUGGAGAUGCUGCACGAAGCACAGGAGGAAAUCAAGAACCUGCGUAACAAAACAAUGCCAAACAGCACACCACGACGCUAUCAUUCACUGGGCCUGUUCCCUUUGGAUUCUUUAGCUGCUGAAAUUGAAGGGUCGAUGCGUAAAGAACUGCAGAUGGACACCUCACCUGCCCUGGAACAAAAACAUCAGCAGAAACGGGUGUUUGAAACUGUACGCACAGUGAAUCAAGCUGUGAGACAAAGAUCGCAGGCACCGUCACCAAUGAACAUCCCAGGGUCUAACCAGUCCUCAGCAAUGAACUCUGGCUUCUCAAGCUGUAUCAGCACUCCUCGGUCUAGUUUCCACGGUGGCGACAUCACCAAUAUAGUCAUAGACAACAAGACGAACAGCAUCCUUUUGGAAACAGAAUCAAAUGAAAUAGGAAUUGAGGACAGUGAUAAGAAGCUAGGGCAGCCAGGGACUCCCGGAUCCAGGGAUUUACAGGCAGCUCUCCGUCGCCUGUCUCUAAGGAGAGAGAACUAUCUCUGUGAAAGGAGAUUUUUCGAAGAUGAGCGGGAGAGGAAGUUGCAAGAGCUGGCAGAAAAGGGGGAAAUCUCGAGUGGCUCUGCAACACCGACCGAAAGCAUCAUGUCACUGGGAACCAACCUUUCUGGGAUAUCUGAUUUCACGAGGUUUUCAGGAAUGUCUUUCAGCAGCCGAUCAUACCUGCCAGAGAAACUGCAGAUUGUGAAGCCCUUGGAAGGUUCAGCAACUUUGCACCACUGGCAACAACUGGCCCAGCCAAACCUUGGAGGAAUCCUUGACCCACGGCCUGGUGUUGUCACCAAGGGCUUCAGGCCUCUUGAGCUGGACACUGAGCAGGUGUACCACUUAACGGAUUAUGAAGAAGAUGAACCCGGCGACCCUUCUUUCCGGGGCCUAGCUACCUCAACCCCGGUUCAGCACAGGGAGACCUCAGGUGAGAGGUCGAAUGAACAAGUGCCUGUAUCACACAGCAAGACUUUAGUGAUGCAGUGUCAGCCAAACAAAGUGGAGACACAGGAGACAGCGGAUGGUGAUGAGGCUUCUGUCUACUAUCCUGGUAAAUGUAUGUCACACACCAGCUCCACCUUUACCUUCACAACCUGCCGCAUUCUUCAUCCCUCUGAUGAACUCGCACAAGUCACUUCAAGUGUUCACUCUGCGCCUGCUCCAGUUUGUGGGAUCUUGAAUAAUAUAAAAUCAACUCCAGUUGGUACUCCGUGUACACCUCGGCGCUUGAGCUUGGCUGAAUCCUUCACUAACCUCCGUGAAGGUACUACCACAAUGAGCAUCUCUCUGGGCCUGGUUAAGUUACUGAAGGAGCGAGGGAUUUCAGCAGCUGUGUACAAUCCAUACAGCUGGGACAGGAUGGGCCUCAACAACACUGCAAACUUCCAUAUUCCCAAACCAACCUUUGUACCAUCUACCCCACCCAACUCACCAUUGUAUUCCCUGUGCCCAUCUCCAUCUCCAUUUGAAUGCAAGGGCACUUGCAGUCACUAUGACAAUUUCCUGGCCUCUAAGCCAGCCAGUUCCAUGUUAAAGGAAAUGAGAGGGGACAAACCAAUGAGGCACAGUGAAAGCCAGACAGAUGUGAGUAUCUCCAAAAUCAACCUGGUUGACAAAGUGAAGAGGCUUGGCAUUGCCAAAGUAGUCCAGCCAAGUGUUACACCCGUGCAGGAGUCUUCAGUGAUGGACAACAAAGGACCCUUUCUUAACAGGGCCCCAGGGUCAGUGAACGCCUUUGCCCAGGGCAGUCUGAUGGGUGAGAGCCUCGCAUUAGGCUGCACCCAAGUGGUCACUGGUGCUAUUGGAGGGAUUCAGCUGAACACCGGCAUCCGACGGAAUCGCAGUUUCCCCACUAUGGUGGGUGCCAGCAUGCAAAUGAAAGGACCUGCUCCAAUGAGUUCAGGAAUCCUUAUGGGAGCCAAAAUACCCAAACAGACUAAUCUACAAUAAGAGUUAAGCACAGUGUUGGUUGACUACCAAUGAACUGACUUUGUGUUUGAUACAUUGACUUAGUGCCUGAUAGGAAUAAAACAAACUUUGUAAAAUUAUGUAUAUAGAUUUACAGUCUGAAAUUCAUUGGACGCAACUAAUUUAAUUUAAGGACUUAGCUAUACAUAUGUAUAUAUAUAUAUAUUAAGGAUGUACUCUUCUGUGAUUUAAAACAUGCACUCACAUUGAAGUGGAUGUUCUAAGAUUAACUUUUUAAUGAAUGCAGGUAGAUUGAAUUUUGCACUGUUUAAUGAUGAUUUGACUACACAGUACAAUCAGAGACUUGGAGCUGCUUUGUACUUAGUAUGCAGUCCAUUUCAGUGUCAUCACUGUGUACCUGUUAUGGACAUGCAGAGGACAUUGUUUUAACUAAUGCACUGUAUUUUAAAGAAAAAUAAUUUGUUUCAUUGUAUGAA
This is a messenger RNA of Hemiscyllium ocellatum (epaulette shark), 3645 nucleotides long. RefSeq names its product trafficking protein, kinesin binding 1a (gene trak1a). Gene Ontology annotation, molecular function: GABA receptor binding. The record is from RefSeq and is a predicted model, not a curated record. NCBI's taxonomy places the organism in Eukaryota, Metazoa, Chordata, Chondrichthyes, Orectolobiformes, Hemiscylliidae. Gene Ontology annotation, biological process: neurogenesis; anterograde axonal transport of mitochondrion; endosome to lysosome transport. The transcript has 16 exons. The coding region runs from base 485 to 3190 and encodes 901 amino acids. Gene Ontology annotation, cellular component: dendrite.